Messenger RNA from Caenorhabditis auriculariae, 12284 nucleotides. The record is from the annotation of a GenBank genome assembly. NCBI's taxonomy places the organism in Eukaryota, Metazoa, Nematoda, Chromadorea, Rhabditida, Rhabditidae.
AUGCGGGCGGUCUGGAUCGCCCUCGCCAUUGUCGUCGUCGGCGCCUCGGCGCAAACCAUGACUAAGACAGGUUUUUUUUUUCACUUCCUUCUCUGGGCUCUCUAAGUUUGAUACGAUCUCUCGCCUUUCCGAUUCUUCGUUUUUUUUUUUCUAUUAUCCUUAGAGAUCGGCGUUGCGUAAUACUUUCUUCGGAUUGCAACAUUGGCUUGAUUGGAAAAUGCAAGGGAUUUUCCCGGGGUUUAGCUUAGGCGGUCCCUAUGGAGGUCCAGAUUUGCCUCUUGAAGCUCAAGUGGUCCCUACAGUGGUCUUCUAGCAUGCUCCCCUAGAGGGGCUACUAACGAAAGGCAGAGAGGCCCCUAUAGGGGUUAAGGAAAAACUGCUCCAAUGAGAGCCAGAAAAGGGCCCCCUAUAGGAGUGAAACUUAGGCGGUCCCUAUGGAGGUUAAGAUUCGACUCCUAAAGCUAAGUGGUCCCUACAGUGGUCUUUAAGGAGGCUACCUAGGGUGAGCCACUAACGAAAGGCAGAGUGGUCCCUAGAGGGGUUGGGGGAAAAAACAACCCCUAUAGGGGACAAGCCCCAUUAAAGGGGAAAAAUUUAGUCUUCAUAAGGGCUUUUAAACCUCAAAAGGUCUUACCACUAUACCCCAAAAGCUUAAGUGGUCCCUAUAGGAGUAUUUCAAUUUAUUUUUCUGUGGAAUUUUUUUAUUGAAAAAGUUAACUCAUUCGAAAUUCUUCUUCUUAUGAAGUUCAUAAAAAAAUAAUCACCUAGAUCGUCCUCCUCUAUACACUUCCGCAAGCUUUUUGUGCGGCCUAUAUGGAAGGGGGGGUGUAGAGUUUGUCCCAGGGGGAGGUAGAACUUGUUGUAGGGGCUUUUCAGGAACCACUUUUCGAAAUGGGAUAAAAUUCUUAUUUUUCAUGGACGAUUUUUUUGAAAUUUUUUUGAAGUUUUUUGUUAGAAAAAUAUAAUGGAUUUAUACGAUUUUUUUAGGUUUCCGAGAACUUGAAAAUCUUCUUUCUCAUUAAAAAAAACAUCAAGAGAGAUUUAAUGAAUAUAUUAAAUAAAUAACAGACUUUUUCAUAGAUAAAAAAAUUUACAAAAUAAAAUUGUGGAUCAUUUUUCUAUGUAUCCAACUGGAAUAAAAAGUUGAAAAAAAAUUCAAAAAAAUUUAGCUUCUAAGAAGCCAAAAAAAUCUAUUAGAAAAUGACUUUUUUUAUGGAAAAUUUCAUGAGAAUUUCCCGGAUUUUUUUCAAGAAGAGAGCGAAAAAUCAGCCUUCUCAAACUCGCUUACGCAGAAAAAAAGCUUGAAAAAAACCACUUGAACCUCGAAGAUCCUAUAAACAGCGUUGUCUCAAGAGGUAAUCUCACCGAUAUAUCUUAAAACUUUAAAAAAAUUGGAAAAGAUUCCAUUGAAAAAGUAAAAAAUCCUUCAAAACGUAUCAAAAAUCUCGAUUUUCACCUUCAAAUCCAAAAAAAAGGGUCAAAAGAUAGAAAUAUUUCGAAAUUGACCGUAGUCAGUUUUAGAAUCAUUGUGGAAAAAAACCCAAAAAAAAACAGCCGAAAUAUUUCAUCACAAGGGUGCUCCAUGGAUAAUUGUACACUUUUAGAACACUUUGCCUUUUCAAGUUCUAGUCAAAUACAUGUACUUUAAAAGGUCCUAAUUCUAUUCGGACAUGAAUAGGGAAAAUUGCACUUUUUCAAAAAUCAACAAAAUCUGUUUCAAUUGGUCCGGUUUGAUAGAAAAAACUUGGAAAGCCAACCUCAAAAAAAAAACAGCCGAAAUAUUUUAUCACAAGGGUGCUCCAUGGAUAAUUGUACACUUUUUUGCGCCAAAGGUCUAAAAAUAAUGUCAGAAAGCUCCUUUACUUACAGAAAUCUUUAAAAAUGCUUUAAAAAUUCCGAAAAACUUUUGAUCGAUCCAUUGAUCUUCCUCGAAAAAUCUGAUGUUGACUUUAUGAAUUUUUGGCGCUUAAAGUCCUAAAAAAUCAUACCGAAAAGCUACGGAACCUCUCAAAAACUUAAAAAAUAUUCAAAAAUCCGAAAAAACCUCUGAAUAUCCAAGAAAACUUUGAUCUGUACUUCAAAUUUCAUCGAAAAACCCGAUAAUUAUUCGAAAAAUCACGUCAGAAAGCUCCUGAAACUUUCAAAAAUCCAACAGAAAACUCUGAUCGGUCCCUCUUCUUCGAAAAAUCUCGAAAAGCAAGAAAAAAGGAGCGGGUCUCGACGACUCAAGUGCUGGAAGUAUAUCAAAACGGACAAGGCGGCCCCGCGUCCGAAUAAAUCAAAAUGCAGCCAGCCACCGACGCUGUCGUUUCCAAUCGCCAAGAACACAAAAAAUCAGGAAAAAAAAAGAGGAACGAGUAUAAAAAAUCCUGUCCGUUCCUUUUUCCUUCUCCGAAUAAUAUUUUUUAUUGUUCUAAAUUAGGAUUGAGGGAGAAUAAAAAUUAUGACGUCACUCGAAUAAAUUAGCAAAAAAAAAGCUCAUUCUCCGAAAAAUGGGCUACAUAAAAACGAGAGAAAAUAAUAGCUAUGACGUCAUUAACGGCUUGAACGAUGACGUCACUCGAAAAAAAAGCGAAAAAAAUUGUUUAGUCUCUAUUUCAUGAACAAAAAAUGUAUUACAGGAAGAUUGAGAGAAAAUGAUAAUUAUGACGUCAUCAGACGUCCAGGUCGAAACUGAGAGAAAAUAAUAGUUAUGACGUCAUUAAAGGAUUGAAUGAUGACGUCACUUGAAAAAAACCAAAAAAGGGAAGUUUUGUGACUUUUCCUACCCGACCGAUGUGUUACAGGAAUUUUAAGAGAGGUUUUAAAUUAUGACGUCGUCAAAGGCUUGAACGAUGACGUCACUGAGAAAAAAUCAGCGAAAAAACUUUUAGUCUUUUUUUCUUAACCAACUGAUGUGUCACAGGAAAAAUGAGGGAUAAUAAUAAUUAUGACGUCAUCAAAGGUCCAAUUCAAUCGAUGACGUCACUAGAAAAAAGAGCAAAUCAAAAAAUUUUGUCCCUUAUUUUUCCGGAGAUUGUGGUAAAAUGAUACAAAUGACGUCAUGAAAAGUCGAUGACGUAACUUCGAAAAAAAUAUUGGGCCGAUUAUAUUCCACAAUAGUUUUUUUCACAUAAAUCGCGGAAAAAUCCACAAAAAAACUUUUUUCUCGGCCUUUUGAAAUCUAAAAUCUUCUCAAAAACUGAUUCAUUUUAUUUGAAAAGCUGAGUGACCAAUCAAUUACGAUAUUCUCGUUACAGUAAUCGACUUCUGUUCGUUGUCGGACCCGAAAUCGUGCGGCGAGGGCGGCCAAUGCGUCAAAAGGCAGCUCGGGAAUCGCUGCGUCUGCCCCGAGGGCUACAUGGGAAGAGCCUGUCGUCGUGAGUUUCAAAAACUCAAAAAAUCAUCAAAAAUCAUAAAAAAUGGAGAAGAGUCCUUCAGUAAUUCUGAAAAAUGGGCUCAAAAUUUUUUCAAAUUUCGUUUUUUUUUCAGCAUCGAUUCAAUUCAAAUAAAACAAGACUAAAACUUUUUUCUGAAACAUUAAAGACAUCUACACGUCUUUUGUCACAAAUCAUUGCUUCCUGGUCACAUUUGGAAUGGUUUAGCGCGUCGCGGUUGCGUAACGUCGACUGCACCCGACUUUUUACUACUUGCGCGUGGCGGCACCUUUUAGCUUAAGUGAUUUCUUAAAAAUCCCAUUGAAAAAUUAGCCGUAUUGAAACUACUAUUUCUUACCGCCCAAACAGAAUUUCCGAAAAAAAAUGACGUCAUUUGGAGCUGACAGAAAUUGAAAAAAAAUGACGUCACUUCGAAUUUUUUCGGAAAAGUGACGUCAUUGUAAUUUUUCAUGACGUCAUAGGCCGUUUUUCUACAGAUUGGUGUACACAUACAUGAGUCACAUCGAAAAAAAAAAUUGAAAAAAGUUCAUUUUCACGGCCAAAACGCAGCGCGACCGCGACGCGUUCAGCCAUUCCAAAUGCAACAAAAAUGACGUCAAUCCAUGCUUUCAUGACGUCACAGAUAAUUUCUCUACAGGUCAAGUGACAAUGAAAAAACAAUCAUUAAAAAAAAUAAUUUCUAACGCUAAAACUCAGCGCGACCGCGACGCGUUCAGCCAUUCCAAAUGCAACAAAAAUGACGUCAUUUCAUGUUUUCAUGACGUCAUAGACCAUUUUUCUACAGAUAACGCCACACAAAAAUAUGAUCUUGAGUCCCAUUCAAAACCGCGAACCCGCAGCGCAACCGCGACGCAUUAAACCAUUCCAAAUGCGACCAAAAAGUUGACAAUGACGGGAAGUGACGUCAUUAAACUUUUUCAUGACGUCACAGACCAUUUUUCUACAGAUGACGCCACACAAAAAUAUGAUCUUCAGUCCCAUUCAAAGCCGCGAACCCGCAGCGCGACGCGUUCAGCCAUUCCAAAUGCGACCAAAUUCAGGCCCCUGUCAGGACGUCUACAAGAGCUGCACGCGUUGGAAGGACGAGGACCGUUGCAGUUGGACGCGGCCGAUUUCGCCGUUUUUCGCCGACAAUUGCGCCCUAUCGUGCGGCGUUUGCCGGAGCCUCGGACAGGGUAAUUUUUUCAGUAUAAAUAUUGAUUUUUUAUCGAUUUUUUUCAGCGUUACAACUGACUUUGCCGCCAAUUUUGGACAAUAUCGAAUGGUUCGUGGGAAGAUGGGAAUCCAGGACCACUGCUGCACAUAGGUAAAAAUUGAUUUUUUUUCAAAAAUUGCACUUAGGAGCUCCAGAGUGGUCCCUAUAGGGGUCCUCUGUAGGUAGCACUUCACCAACCCUUUAGGGGACACUAAGCUUGCAAAAGUGGCCCUUAUAGGGGACCAGCGGGUUUUCAUGAACUCGUAGAAGCAUUUCCAUGCGAAAAACUGAAAAGUUAAAAUUUUUGAAUAAAAUUGAACGACCCCUAUAGGGACCACUUUUUUUCAGCCCCUAAAGAGGCUGUUUUUCCCGCCUACCCCUAUAGGGAUCCCUCAAGCUUCAGGGGCCAGACCCUAAAACCCUCUAGGGACCACUUUUUCAGCCCCUAAAGAGGCUGUUUUCCCGCCAACCCCUAUAGGGACCACUUUUCAGCCCCUAAAGAGGCUAUUUUUCCCCUUACCCCUAAAGGGACCACUCUGAAAUUCUUUAGAGGAAUGAAAGGUCAGACAGUGAGAAAUAUAACUAAAUUUUUGGAGGGUCAGAGAUAAUUUUUUUAAUCUUGAAAACCCAAUAUAAAGAUAAACGAAAAAAAAUUAAUUUUAAGGAUAAUUCAACUUUUUUUGAAACAGUAAUCAGGCGUCUAGAGUUGAAAAUUCGGAUUUUUCUCAGGUUCCCCGAGCCAAUGAGCGGCGCCUACAUCGAGACGCUGGACGUUCAAAUUUCGGAUGUUCCCGCUUUUGACCGACCCCCGGUCAAUAUUUCGUGAGUUUUUGAAACGAUUCUUCAGAUGAUUUGUAUGGAAGAACUUCCAAAAAUUAAGAAAUCAACCAAAAAAAAUUUUUUUUAUCUCAAAAUUUUUUUUCUGCCAAAAAUCGACUCAUUUCUGAUAUUCCUCUAAAAAAACUCUCUUUGAUUUUAUUUCAAAAAGUUCAAAAAAAUUCUAGGAAAUCUAAGAAAUCUAUACGUAAACGUGAUGUUAAAAUGGUCUCAUUUAAAAAAAUUAAAAAUUGAAACUACCUUCCAAAAAGCUGUACAUCCUUUUCAAAUAGAAGAAAAAGAUCACCAGAAAUUAAAUUUUUUUCUGCCCUUUAUAACCCUUCUUUUUUCACAAAACUACCAAAAAAAUCGAAUCAAUUUUUAAAGGAGUUCUUGAAAAAUCGUACCAUAACUUUUAAUUUUUUUAAUAGAAACGGAAAAAAAGUCAAGAUCAAAGUCAAAAAAAAUCUUGAAAUUUUUUUGAGGCUUAUCUCUUUUUUUGCUUUAAUUUGUACAAGUUCUAAUGGAACCCUUAAACAUUUCUACCUAAACCCUCAUAUUUUUUUGUUAAAAAAAUGAGAAAAAAACUGAUUCUUUCUAGGAUUCUGUACUAUUGAAACUUAUGCAAUUCAUAAAGAAUUUGAAAAAAAGUUCUAAAAUCUUGGAAAUCUUCGGUUUGUAAAAAAAUAGAAUCGAUUUUUUUGAAAAAAACCCUAAAAAAAAUUCUUUCAAUUAAAGUUUCAAAAAGUGCGUCCUCAAAUUCUGGGAGAAAAAAAAAUCAAAAAAUCAAAAAUUUUUUUUUCAAUUUUUCCCAAAAUCGCGUCGAUUUUAGUGAGAAAUUCUCAAAAAUUCCUACCCAAACCCUCAUUUUUUCAAUAAAAACGAAAAAAACGGGUCCCUCAGAACAAGUUAUACUAAAAGAACUUCAAAAAUUCCAAAAAAGAUUCUGGAAAAUCUAAAAAAAUCUAUAGGCUAUAGGUCAACGGGAACUUCUUGAGAUCAAUGUUUUUUUCUGCCAAAAAAAUCGAAAAAAAGUUCUAAAAAGAUCCCUCGAAAAAUACCCCCCCCAACCCUCAUUUUUUUACAUUUUUUUCGUGAAUUCCUUGAGAUCAACUUUUUUUCAGCCAAAAAAAUCGGUUCGUGUCCAUAAAACCCUCGAAAAUCUCCCCCAACCCUCAUUUUUUUCAAUAAAAAGGAGAAAAUAACGGAUUUCUCAAGGCAACUUACACUAAAGUAACUUCAAAACUUUCAAAAAAAUAAUGGAAAAUCUAAAAAAAUCUAAACUCCUAGGAUUUUUCCGCUAAAAAAAUCGGAUCGUGUCCAAAAAAACCCUCAAAAUUCCCCCAAAACCCCCCAUUUUUUUCGAUAAAAAAACGAGGAAAAAGCGGUGAGGAUUAAAGUCAAAGUCUUAUCUUGUCCCUUCAGUCAAAAUAUAUUUGUUGGUGGCAUUUGAGAGCGAACAUGUUCAGGAAGGCAAAAAAAAAAAAUGGUGAAGGGUGGGGGAUUAACUGGAACUCGAAAACAGUGUACUUGGGUUUCGAAAUUUCGGUUCCAUAUUAAAUCAUUGAUUUUUGGCCUAUUUUUAUUCUUUCGACCUCGAAAAACAACUUUAUGAAGCUAGUUCUUCAAAAAUCAAUCCCAAAAAAAUCAUAAUUUGACUCCUGAAAUCAUCCAAAAAUCACCAAAAAUCAAAAAAUAAAAAAUUUUUUUUCGAUUUUUUUUUAUGGUAAAUUGAUAAAGUUUUUAGGUUAUUUUUGUCAUAUAAAACUUCAAAAAGUCUUUUUUCAGGCCUGUUUUUCCAAAAUUCUUCUCAAAACCUUUAAUUAGACCCCAAAAAUAUUCCGAAAAUCUUCGAAAAAUGCUUUUUUUCUGAGCUUUUCCAUCUUAAAUUAUUGAUUUUGGGCCUAUUUUUAUUCUACCUCAAGCCAAAUUCAUUGAAAAUCCAUCUCAAGUCCCUAAAACCCUCCAAAAAAUCCCUUCUAUUUCCUGAGCUUUUCCCUCUGAGAGAUCAAAAGUCAUGAGAGAGAUUAGAGAAAGAGAGGGAAGAAAUGUGUCGGCGGCGAUGACUCUUCCGUCGAUGAAUAACGUCACCCCGGGGAGUUGCCCCAAGCCCAAGAAUUUCGGAGGGCCUUUCAAAUGUUUCCUUCCAAGACGAAAAAGCAACGAAAUCCAUGGUUAUGGGUCAACAUUAUGCUAAUUUUAGUGGAUUUUUUGAAAAAUUGGAGAUCAAUGGUCUUCUUAGCAAUGUCAAGGGUCCCAUUGAGAAAAAAAUGAGAAAAAUUUUUUGAUUUUUCAAAUUUGUUCAUUUUACAGCUUUUUUUGACUAAUAUUCUUUUUUAAAAAAAUAUUUUUUUAAAUUGAGAACAAUUUAAUGCCCUAUGAGACUUAUUUUCAAGCUUAAAAAUUAAAAAAAUUCGUCGAAAAAUGAAUUUUUAACCUGUAAAGUCCAGUUUGUAGACGAAAAAUGAGAAACAAAAAAAAAUUAGGGAUCAGUGAUCUUCCCAGCAAUGUCAAGGGUCCCAUUGAGAAAAAAAUGAGAAAAAUUUUUCUUGAUUUUUUUGUUUUCCAAAUUUUAGAGCUUUUUUUGACUAGGAUUAUUUUUCUUAAAUGUUUUUUUAAAAUGAAUAAUGUUUUGAAGUCCUAAAAGCCUUAUUUUUCAAGCUUGAAAAAAAUGCCAAAUUCGUCAAAAAAAUUAAUUUUUUUAACCUCUAAAGUCCAGUUUGUAGGCGGAAAAACAAAAAAAAUUUUAAAUUCAAAAAAAUUUACUUUUUCUCAAUAUUAAAAUUGAUAAUUCCACCCCUUAAGUGAUCCCGAAGAAAUUAUACUCCAGAAAAGUGCAAAAUUUUUUCCAAAAAAGGGCUGAAAGAUCGCUCAAACGAUAAGGCUUUAGUAAGACAAAUGAGGACACUGUAGUGGUCCCUUGGGACUCGCGAUAAAAAAUAAAUUGGUAGUCAUGGUGGUCUUUUUCGAAUGAAUUCUUGGAAAAUCUAAAAAAAAGGCUUAAAAUUAGGAAAAAGAGGGAGAAAACAUGAAGGAUCAUGUGCGCUCUAUUGACAAUUCUUUUCACAAACUUCGAAUUUUAGAGUUUUUUUAAGGGAAAAUAGAUUUUUUUGGAUCAAUUAUUGUAAAAUCACGUUAAUUCCAAAGUAACGAAGAACAAAAAAAUCGAAAAAAAUCAGGAAAAAAAUGAAAAAGUCAUGUGCGCUCCAUUGAUAAUUUUUCUCCAAAACCUUCGAUUUUUCACAAUUUUUUUCCGAAAAUUCUUUUUUUGGAAUAGUUGUUUUGAAAUCUCGUUAAUUCCAAAGAAUUGAAGCUUGAACAAUCGAAGACAAAAAGAAAAAAUCAGGAAAAAAAAAUGAAGAGUCAUGUGCGCUCCACUGACAAUUUUCUCCGAAACGUUCGAAUUUUCCGAUUUUUCAAACUUUCUUGAAUAAGUUUUCAAAAAAAAAUUCAUUAAUAUCAGAGAUCUAAGGCAUGAAAACUAAAAAAAAAGUCGGAAAAUUCCGAAAAAACCGAAAAAAAAAAUAGAAGAUAAUCGUGUAACAUGUGCGCUCCACUGACAAUUCUCUUCAAAACCUACGAAUUUUCCGAUUCUUCAAACUUUUUCGGAUAAGUUUUCAGCAAAUCAUUUUUCAUAUCAAAGAAAUAAGGCAGGAAAACCAGGACAAGUCCAAAAAAAAAUUUUUUUUUUAAUUGGACAGCAUGUGCGCUCCAUUGACAAUUCUCUUCAAAAUCUUCGAAUUUCGCAGAUUUUCAAAAUUUUUUUGAAUAAGUUUUCAAAAAAUAUUCAUCAAUAUCGAACAAAUAAGGCAGGAAAAACUAGAAAAAACAAUUUUCUCCAAAACCUUCAAGUUUCGCGAUUUUUUUAAACAGUUUUUGAAUCACAUGUUCAUCAAUAUCAUCGAGUUGAGGCAAGAAAAGUGAAAUAAUUUUUCAGAGUGAAAGCGAUGACCCUGGACGGUCGGGACGUCCACACAGAGGUCGGAUUUUUGACUUCGAAGCCGUUCCACGAAGACACGGGCUUCGUUGAGCUGAACAAGCCGAAGGACGGCGAUGAUUUGGUGGCUAUCGAGCUGGUCACCAACACAGGUUAGGCUUGGUCAAGAGGCUAACACUUUUGCUCGUCAGUCAAAGGGUCAGGGGAUCGAUCCCGCUGCUGUCAUUUUUGCAAAAAAAAAAGCUUCUUUUGCAGGGAAAAAUCAAUACUCCCCAUAAAUCAAUAAAAAAUCAAGAAAAUUACUUUCUAAAUGGAGUUUUUCGGGGAAAAUCUCUUUGAAAUGAUAAUUUCUGGGUCCAAAAUGAAUGAACUAUUGACUUUUUAUAUUUCUCCGAUGAAUCGAUCAAAUAUUGAUUUUUUGAAUUUUUUUUUCCGAUAAUUUUCGAGAAAUAUCGUCAAGUGGCCUCUUAAGGUAAAUAUACCACUGUGAAAAAAAAUUUUCAAAAUUUUUCAAAAAAACUUCUCAUUUUUCUAUCGACUUUCUAGCCAAAAAAAGUGAAAUCAAAAAAAUCAAAUUUCUUCAAAAUUUUUUUACCUGACCCUCCAAAAAUCCAUCUCAAUGAAAAAAAGUACCGACUAGAAACUAACAAGGAAGCUUUUUUUCUUGCGGAUCUUCUCAUGGGCAAAACUGCCCCUAAUUGCACGAUUUUGCCUCCUCUCGAAAUGAGGCUAAUCGGUCUGAAGAAACGAGGAAAAAAAGAAUUUUUUUCCAUAAAAUAUCGAUGUUUUGAAGGAGAAUGACUGAGGAUUUCAAAAAAAGAAAAAAAAAUUUUUUUGAAAGAGCUGAAGAUCAUUGAGAAUGUGCGCUCCACGGAGAAAAAAAUUUUUGAACUCAUCAGGAAAAAGAGUUCUUGAAAAAGCUAUGAUCUUCAAAAAAACUAAAGGAAAGUACUGAAAUUAUUUUUAAAAAAAUCGAAAAUUCUCUAUUUUUUUCUCAGUGGAGCAAAUUAAGUCAAGAAAAAAUGGCCGAAAUCCAAUUUUUAACGUUUUUUUCCCGUUAUAAUUUAUUUUCGAGUUUUCUAGAAUCUCCUUAAGCUUUUAAAAAAGUGAUUCAAAGCCAAGAAUUUCAGAAAUCAAAAAAAUAAAAUUCAAGAGUUCAAAAAAAUUUGAAAAAAAGUUGGAAAAAAAUUAUUUUUUUAAAAAAAUAUUGAAAAAAAUUGUACAGCUCGUUCCCUAACUCUUAAGGAUUCACUGGUAAAAAAAAAGAAAAUUUCAGGAAUAAUGUUGAUCGAGGAAGGUACAGUACGCGGCCAGCAGCUUCGUCUCGAGACCAAAUACAAGAAAGCGAUGCCCGGCGUUUUUCGGCAGGAAUUUACCAAGGUAAAAACGAAAAAAAAGAGUUGAAGAAGACGAAAAAUCAGUAAUAAGGUUCAGAAUGAAUAAAAUAAUGGCUAAGGCUCCAAAAGGCCUCAAAAACUGGUCAAAUAUUUCUCGGAAAAAAUCGCCGCCGAAAAAGUCAGAGCUAGUGCGCUCCAUUGAUAAUGAGACCUUUUUCCACUUGCAGAUUGAUUUUUAGGCUCAUAGAUGACCUGAAAACUAUUAUUAUUCAAGUUUAGCCAUGAAGCGCACGAGCCCAAACUUCCACGGCCGAAAUUUCCCAAUGUUUUUUUUUUUAAAUAACUAUAUACUCAAUUUUUUAGGCCCGCCGAGUUUUCACUCUAGUCCAAGACGGUGUUCUAGAAGAACGGGUCGCGAUUGUGGACAACUUUGGAAAAUCUACGAAAUGGUUAAAAAGGUCAGUUUAGAACAAGAUUUGGUUUAAAAUAGAUCAAAAAUAAUGCUUGAAAAAAAGUUCAUCCCAUCCCAGGAAUUCCAGAGUGAUCCCUAGAGUGGUUUGAAGAAAAAAACAGGCCCCUUUAGUGGACAAAGAGCUCCCUAGAUGAGUGAAAUUAAGGUGGUUACUAUAGGGGUUUCAGGGCCAGACCGAAAAGCCUCUAAAGCAUAAGUGGUCCCUAUAGGGGUCUUUGAGUUUUCUGGUCAGAUUUGUAUGUUAAGAAGACGUAUAGGUACCCCUAGAAUGCUCCCCUAGAGUGGACACUAUCUGAAACCCCUAAAGUGGCCGCUUUGGCGAGAUUUAGAGCCCAUAUAGGGGCAAGGCAAGUGGUCCUUUGAGGGGAACCUUAAAGCGAUCCUAAAGUUGCCCCUCUAGGGGCCACUUGGCGUUCCUAAGCUCCUCCUCUUUCUUUUUCUGACGUCAUAAGAUCAAAAAAUAAUGUCAUAAGAUAAAAAAAUGACGUCAUAAGAUCAAAAAAAUGACGUCAUAAUUAUUUUUUUACAGAAUAUAGUUCAAUAAAUGAAGUAAAAUCAACUCGAAAAAUAGUUUUUCCAAAAAAAAAAAUAUCAAAACUGGAAAAAAAUGACGUCAUCAAAACUACAAAAAAAGUGACGUCAUUCUUCAAUUCAAAUCCAUAACUCGAAAAAAAAAAAUAAAGAGCCAAAAAAUCUCAAAAAUCAAUAAAAUAGUCCAUUAAUUUUUCCUAUGACAGUGAUUUUUGUUCAAUAUUUGAACUAGAAAAAAAAAUAUUUAAAAAAAAUCUAAAAAUCGAGGAAUCAAUCGAUAAAUCAUGUCAGGAUACUGAUUAUGAUAAUUUUUUUAAAAAUUUUCCAAACUCUAUUAUUAUCAAAAAUUUUUCAUCCAAACCUGAUAAAAAAAUACCCCUUUUUUUCUCGAACUUGAACCAUUCAAAAACCAGAAAAACCUUCUGAAUCAAUAAAAAAAAACUGAAAUCCCUUCAAAAAAUCGAUUAAAAAAAUCCAGAAAGCCCUUCGAAACCCCAGAAAAACCCACUGAACCAAUAAAAACCCCCAAAUUUUUUCCAGAUACCGAAAAGUCUUCGACUACAUGACCGACUUCGUCCCAGUCGCCGUGAAACCCGCAAAAGGGUCGAAAAAUCAAUAA